AUUCUUGGAUUUUUUUUUGGCUUGGUGGUAGUCGAAGCUUGUCUAGCUUGGUGGAUGCCUGCUUAUUAUUAAUAUUAAUUUAUAAGUGAUUUUUCCUGGUGACUGUUCAAUACGGAACAUGUUAAUACCUUACCAGAUUUGUUGAACAGGAUCAGAUAUCACAUCAAAAGGCUUCUAAGAUUGUGUGCAAGUUUGUGACAAACCUGACUAGAUGUAACAUUUGAUGAUUGACAAGGAGACUUCAAAUUUUGUGUUUGCAAACUGGUGUUGUUAACACAAUGAACAAGUUUGUGGUGCCAAACGCAUUGGCUGAUGUUGUCCUGCUGGUUGGGGUUGAUGACAAUGUAGGAUUAAUACCUGUUGAUGCUGGAGAUGUCAGUGUGUAUAAUGCCCUGUUUGAGCUGAAGUAUGAAGCCCAGGUGUUGUCGGCAAUCAGUGGUACAGAUAUGGUGAAUUUCCACCCUUUUGCUCACAGAGUAGACAGUUACCCACCAAACAAUACACGAGAGACGUUUGAGCAUCAAGCUGAGGAGAUGGUAAAAGCUAGGGAAAGAAUGAUGAGCGAUUUCAGCCUGGGGUCAAAGAAAUCAUUUCAGAACACUGAAUCAAGUCCAAAGAAAACAACAAGAAGUAUAUCUGUUAGUCCAAAGAUGUUGUUGGCCCGUAGCAUGUCAAUGACCAUUAAACGUCCUCGACUGGGAGGGAACACUGUCAACAUCGUCCCAGAACUUCCAAUCAGUGAUGAGGUCAUAAACUCAAUAUCAACAUUCUGUUUCCCAGAUGGUCUAAAGAUACAUGAGCGUAAGCCAGAGAGUACAACUCACUUCUUUGUACUGACUGAUAUAUCAGGACGUCGGUCUUACACAACUUGUCUCACUUUCUACAGACCCUUUUCUGUUGAAAAGGAUGAUCAGGGCAAUGCGUACAUCAACCUUGACCUUGCGGAACAAGAGCAUUCAGAUGACGACAAAAUGAGGUGUUAUAUUCCACAGUGUUUUGUAAUCAUAUCAAAGUUUCCAUAUUAUACUACAAUGAAAGAAUGUCUAUCUAGUAUGUUAUCAUAUAUUGAAAAGGACCCUGAAGAGAUGACAACAUUUCUCAAGGAAUAUGCUAAUGUAAUUACGCAUACCCCUGUGCCCCCUGCUGGAAAUCUAGCUGUGAAUUUCAGAUUGUACAACUUAAAUGUGACAUUGAUGCCCCCCACCCAUCCUGAUAAACCUGUGAUAGAUCUUCAGCUGCAUUUGACUUUUCUGUGUUUCAAUGCUGAAGAGUUCCUGAGAAUACUCUCCUGUGUGCUAGUGGAGGAGAGAAUAGUAUUCCUGUCAUCAAAUUAUGCUCUUCUUACACUAAUUAUGGAGUCUGUGAUGAACCUAGUCCUACCAUUCAAGUGGAGAUUUACCUACUCAACGAUUCUCCCGUCCUCAGCAUUAGGGUAUUUAGAAUCUCCUGGCACCUUUAUGUAUGGAGUACAUUCUAGACAUAAAGAGGAAGUUGAACAGGUGGAAGGUCUUAUUUUGGUAGAUAUUGAUGAAGGCACAGUAUUUAUUCCGGAACAAGAUUGUCAAGCUACACACGUAAAGCAGAACGGAUACCCACCUACAUCUUCUGUACCAAACCUACCCUCCGAAAUGGCAACAGUAUUUAAAAACAAAUGGUCUCAUCUGAAGCUGCAAUUUGAUCUUCUUGACACUAUCAGACCAUUUAGCUACAACAUAGAGCAGAUGAGAGAAGACAGAAAGAAAAAAGUCCUUGCCCAGAAUAAGUACAUUACAGAUACCUGUCUAGAACUCAUGGUCAACUUAUUUAGAGAUGUUGUUUACAAGCUUCGAUUUGAUCACAAUCAUUUUGACAAGUGGAAGUUUCUGAAAGAACAUGCAACAGACAGAGACUUCUACCAGCGUGUGUUUCUGACAGACAUGUUCAAAGUAUUUCUUGAGGAACGUAUGAAGGAAAAAACAGACUAUUGGUCAGACCUUGAGAUGAAAAGUAGGGGAUUUGGUCAUUCGAGUUUAAGAUCUUCGUUGAACAGUUCUGCGUAUUCAAAUAGGCCAAGAAGGUACACGUUGUCGCAGAUUGUUCCAUCUGAUAAAAGGGGAACCACAGUUCUCUGUCUGAAGGAUAUCACAGACUUAAAGAUUCACGUGAAGAAUACUAUACUGCAGAUCACAAAGGCAAUGGAACAUUCUGAUGACUAUGAUGAUAACACGUCACUACAGUAUCUACGGGCAUUGUUCUACUGUGCUGACAACGAUAACAUGGCAGCCAUGCAAGAUUUUAUUGAUCUAUCCAUCACUAACAUCAGAAUUUUACCUGCUAAGGUUCUUUCUGACCUGUAUAACAGACUUACAGAAGAAGAGAAUACAAAAUUUAAGAACCUUAGAGGACAUGAAGUUAUACUUGAUUGUAUAGAAGACACCAAAGGUCGUGAGGGAGAACGUCAAAGAAUCAGAAUGGAUCCUGUAGAAAUUCCUGAUUCUGACUUAAACUAUAUAAAGUUUGAGGAGAUUGUCUCACUGAAGCAAAUGUCAAAUGACUACAGGACAAUUCAGUUAUUGUUUGAAGCUCUGACACAAGAAAAGAUGACUUCUACAUCUGUGAUUGAGCAGAUGACGUUCCAGAUAUUUGCUUGUUGCUGGGAGGACAAUCAGAUUCAGUGCAGCCAAGUCAAGCUGGGUGAAAAUAUACUGUUGGAAGAGGAGACAAUACUGAAGGUCUCGACGCUGAUUAAAACAGACUUUGGUCUUGGAAGGAUAGGACUUACUGAUAAAAGGUUAUUUUUUCUGAGUGACGUUUCAAAUCAGUACAAAGAAAUAGUGAAGCUUAGAGAAAUCAGGGAUCUAGAGCAGUCAGAAUACAGCAGCUUGUUCAGUAGGGUUCAAACUCUCAAGAUUCACAGGAAAGGAAAAGGAACCAGUCCUUUCACAGCUUUUUUGAAGGAAGAACGUAACUGGUGGUAUAUGGUGAUCAGAGAGAUGUGGGCAGGGAAGGUUGUUGCAGAAGCAAUGAAAGAUGUGAUGAUGGUUCAGCACGCUAUACAGAACACAUUGCUAAUUGAUGCCAUAAUUGCAAGCGGGCAGGAAAAUUGCACUACACACAGUCAGAACACGGAAGCUGCUGCAGAGAAACUGAGUCACUUCUAUUGUCUAUAUAGGGAAGGAAAACACCUCCUGCCUCAUGAUACGCAAGACACAUUGCAAAGGAAAAUAGAUGUGAACAUUGGAGAGAGGGAGAGUAAGACUGUGCAUACACUACUUUAUACUGGAGGAGAUGAGCAUAUUUCACCUCGCCUCUGGUGUGGUUUAAGUGAUGGCAGGAUCAAGGUUUUUAAUGCUGUAACAUGGACGCUGGAAAGUGAAAUAAUAGUCGAACUAAAACGAUGUGUGGCUUGUCUAACAGCUGUAGAUGACAACCAUGUUUGGGCUGGUGCUUUUGGCAUAUACAUCUUAGAUGCGCGCACUCUCACAUGCACGAAGACACUGCUUGAACAUACAGAUCUGGUUGUGGAUAUUGUUUUGCACGAUAAUAAUAGAUUUGUUUAUACUGCUAGUCUUGAUGGAACUAUAAUAAAAUGGAAUGCACAGAAACUGAGUCGCGCAAAAGAGAAAAUAAUAUUGAAAAGCUUGCCAAGUUUGCGAUCUUUGAAGGUCUACAAGGACAGACUCAUUUGUGGCAGUUGGGAAAGUAUAGUGAUUUGUGAUUUAGAAGGAUCUGUACUGAAUACCCUGAAAGUGAAAGAAAAUGAAACUGUUGUAGCAAUAGACAGUUUCACAGUGUCUGGAAACGGAGAGGUAUGGACAGGCACAAGAAGGGGAGGGAAGAUAUAUAUUUUGGACAUCUCAACUGGAGAGUUGAAACACAUGAUAACCAUAGACAAAUGUAAAGGCAUCAGUAGUAUGGAAGAAGUCGAUGGCAGGAUCUGGACAGGGACCAAAGACGGCAUGAUCUACAUAUACGAUAUAAAUAACAGAAGACUUUGGAAAGAGUUGCAGGGUCAUGACGAUGCUGUUAGAGUAUUGUGUGAUAUUAGAGAUAGGGCACAUGUUGGAUAUUCGUAUGUAAGGUAUAUGAUCUCAGGAGGGGGCAGCAUGGAUGGACGUGUUUGUAUAUGGAAUGCUACGGCGGAAAGAUUAUUAGACUCAUCCGACGAACACACUUUGGAAAAAAUUGUGUAUGAGCGAGAAAAGAACCGCUCAAGCAGGACUGCGCAUAAAAAAUGAAUAAUUAGUUUAAAUUGAAAGUGACAUCUUAGCAUUGUUGCGAUAUACAUGAUUGUCCAGAUUCUGUCGUCGGAUAUGCAGGUUCUCAAACUAAGGUCUUGCGUUAAUCGAGUAAAUUUCUUAUUGCAUUUAAUAUUAUGAUAAAAAAUGUUUCGUGGUACUAAAGUCAAAACGGCGCGUAACGGCGUUUGGCAGUGGUCAUAACGUUAUUCUGAGAGAGUAGGAUGGAAACAUUGUAAAAUAGAGGUGGACAGUUAUUUUAGGAACAGUAACAAAAACAUACCUAUGAAAAUCCAUAGCGCACAAUCUCAGGGAAAUUUGUGUUGGAGACAAGAUUGCUGAAAUAUCGCUUUCUUCGGUCAUUUAACCCGUCUCUAAAGGUCACUUCUUAGUUAAUAAAUGCAUUACCUAACACAUAUUCCACCCGUAUUUGAUGUUCGUCGAAAUAUUCCAUACUGUGCCUUUAUAGUAUCUAAAUUCGAUUUUAGUUUUCUUGUUUCCUUGUUUUUAGAUUUUAUGUUGUAAGUAACACUUGAUUUUAUUCAGAAGUCUCCAUUCAAUGCCUGUGGAGUUAAACGACCUUAUGUGCAGUUCGUGACUAUUUGUUGGGUUUAACAUUGCACCGACACAAUUAUAGGACAUAUGGUGACUUCAUUUCAUCACGAGUGUGCACCUGGGUAUAACCACCGACCUUCCAUAAGCCAGUUGGAUGGUUUCCUCAACUCAUCACUAAGAGGAUAAAAUAAAUUAUUAAGGAUAUAAACUGAAAUAUAAAGUUGGUUUCAAAUUUAAGCCCGCUCGUGACGAAAUAAUGCACGAAGGGGCACCUGGGAUCUUCCUCCAUCAUCAAAGCCGGAGACGUUAAACUCAACAAAAUAAAUAAAUAAAUUCAAAUUUAAAUGGUCAGUGUAUAUUUUUGCGAAAAUACUCAUACUGUUUGAUAUGCUUUAAUAAUUACACCUUUAGCACAAUGUAUAUGUUUUUUAUCUAAAGUAAUACUUAUCAUACUUAUUGAAGAUAGAUUUCAAAGAAAAAGUAGAGCUAUUGCACUCGCCCCGGCGUUGGCAAUGCCGUCGCCGUUAAAGUUUUUGAUAAAGUCGAACAUCUCUCACUGUUACUAUCAAAGCUAUUAACUUGAAACUUAAAAUAGUUAUUUACUAUCAAAGUCUACAUCAGGAGAAACAAUCCCCAUGACUCUGAUUUGAAUUUUGAGCUAUGCCCUUUUAACUUAUUUUUUUUCUGAAAGUUUUUUAUAAAGUCAAAUAUCUCUGUUACUAUCAAAGUGUUUGACUUAAAACUUAAAUAUUUAUUUAAUAUCAAAGUCUACACCAGGAGAAACAAUUUCCAUAACUCUGAUUUUAAUUUUGACUGAAUUAUGUCCCUUUUUAACUUACAUUUUGGUUAAAGUUUUAUAAAGUUUUUACUGGCAAAACUUUAAUUCGAAAAGUCAAGCGCACUGUCAUCAGACAACUCUCGUUAAGUUUGCAAUUGUGUAAGCUAUAUAGUUUUAAUUUUAUUCUGCACAUACCGCGUUGUGAACUUUUUCUUCAGUGGUAAGCUUAAGUAAAAAUGUGAGAUAUUACAGUUUUCUUACAACUUACAUUAGGUAAUCCCGAAUAACUUCCUCAGAGUGGGAUUUAUUUAAACCGUCAUGUGUGAUUUGGCUGCCGAUUUCACAGCACGACUAGCUCAAAUCCUUCAAACUGAAACUCACAUACUUGAUUUGAUAAAGCAAAAGGGUCAUCAAGUUAAAGGUGGUCUAUCAGCAUGAUCAGGUUUUGUUCUAGUAAUGGAUAAUUUUCGAAAUCAUUGUAGAAAUUUUCUAUCCAGGCUUACAACCAAAUUAGAGUUAUUUUAACAUACUUUGCCUGCGGAAUGGUCUAAAUAUAAGAACGUGUGUACUUUUUGUCAAAGCUUUAUGUUAACAGAUAUAUUGGGCUAAAAUCCGUUACAAUGUAAAAUUUAAUGUUAUCCAUCCCUGUUGCCCGCAUUGGUUGUUUACAGGCAAUUACGGAACUUGCCUUUUUGUACAUAUUGUUGAAUUAUGAUCAUACCUAUCAAAUGUAACACUAGAAACUGUAUUUAAAGCGGUAGAAAUACACAUUUGUUUAGCUCGACUAUACGAAGUAUAAGGAGAGCUAUCCUACUCGACCCGGCGUCGGCAUCUUUCCGCGUCCCUUUCUUGUUUUUUUUACACUCUCUUUUUUCUACUUAUCUCUGUAAUUACUUGAUAGAUUUGAUUCAAACUUAAAAUAGUUAUUCCUCAUCAUCACCCACAUCAUCUUACUAUAGGCCAUUACUCUGGUACCAAUAUUUCAUGAUUUAUCCCCCCUUUUCACUAAGAUUUUCAGGUUAAAGUUUUGAUGCACUUUCACUCUAACUCUGUUAUUACUAAAUGGAUUUGAUUCAAACUUAAAAUAGUUGUUCAACAUCAUCACCCACAUCAUAUUGCACAAGGUGCAUAACUCUGGCACAAAUUUUUCAUGAAUUGUUCCCCCUUUUUUCUUAGAAUUUCAGGUUAAAGUUUUGAUGCACGUUUACUCUAUCUCUGUUAUUACUGAAUGGAUCUGAUUCAAACUUAAAAUAGUUGUUCAACAUCAUCACCCACAUCACAUGACACAAGGUGCAUAACUCUGGCACAAUUUUUUCAUGAAUUAUUCCCCCUUUUUACUUAGAAUUUCAGGUUAAAGUUUUGAUGCGCUUUCACUCUAUCUCUGUUAUUACUGAAUUGAUUUGAUUCAAACUUAAAAUAGUUGUUCAACAUCAUCACCGACAUCAUAUGACACAAGGUGCAUAACUCUGGCACAAAUUUUUCAUGAAUUGGUUUCCCUUUUUACUUAAAAUUUCAGGUUAAAGUUUUGAUGCACUUUCACUCUUUCUCUGUUAUUACUGAUUUGAUUUGAUUAAAACUUAAAAUAGUUGUUCAACAUCAUCAGCCACAUCAUAUUGCACAAGGCUCAUAACUCUGGCACAAAUUUUUCAUGAAUUGUUCCCCCUUUUUUCUUAGAAUUUCAGGUUAAAGUUUUGAUGCACAUUUACUCUAUCUCUGUUAUUCCUGAAUGGAUCUGAUUCAAAAUUAAAAUAAUUGUUCAUCAUCAUCACCCACAUCAUAUGACACAAGGUGCAUAACUCUGGCACAUGUUUUUCAUGAAUUAAGCCCCCCCCCUUUUACUUAGAAUUAAAAGAUAAUUUGGAUGCAUUUUCACUAUAUCUCAGUUAUUAUGAAAUGCAUAUUUAAUUCAAACUUGAAAGUAGUUGUUCCACAUCGUCACCCACAUCAUAUGACACAAGGUGCAUAACUUUUGCGACAAUAUUUAAUGAAUUAUGCCCCCUUUUUGUUUAGAAUAUACUUAUCUAGUGUUUGAUACACUUUAUCAUUACCUCUCUUAUUACUUAAUAUUUUUGACUCAGGCUAUUGUGCAAUAUCUUCAUCCACCAUUGGAGUUACUCCAGUGACAGCUCCAGUUUCCUCAGAUGUGCCCAGUUUCUCUAUCCAGCAUCGAAAUAGUCGAGCGCGCUGUCUUCUGUGACAGCUCUUGUUAAGUAGAUGGAGGUAUGUAAAAUGUAAAAAGAAUAAUAGAAUCUGUACGAAGGUCCAUUGGAAACACAGAAAGCAACCAAGCAAAAUAAUAGUAGAUUCGGUUUGAUGAAAGGUAAUUGACAUGCAACACCCAUCAUGCCCCCUAGCACCAGCUUAAGCGGAAUUCUGUUACAGAGAUAAUGAAUGGACUUCAUGGUGCCAAAGGACCAGAAAAUAUAACAGCACUGAAUCCAUUUACGGGGAGCCUUUUUACAGCCACCACACGACACUUAAAACAAGGCUGUUGUGAUAGUUUACAUACUUUAAACAGGAUCUAACACUAUGUAAUAAGAAUUUGUUUAAAUAUACCUCUAACAAAGUAUGUGAAAAAAGAAGGUGGCAUAAAAUGUUGCUCAUGUGUCAUUGGCAAACCUUUAAACAUACGGCUCUUAUCUGUAGUUAAAGGGAUUUUUACUGUUAGUUGUAAAUUUAUGAAAUUAGCUUAUUAUGCGUUUUAUAUUUACAUAUCAAAUCGACUGUUUUCUAACUUUCACGUUUUGUAGAAAUAGUUGUUCUAUUUGUUUCUAUUUUAAAAUGAGUUGAAGAUUUCUUUCCUGCUUAUAUCUAGUAUGGGUAUGGUGUUGCUAGUUUUAAUAAUAUCUGAUAAUUAACAACCACGAAGUGCUUUAUUUAUCUUAUACUUUUUUUCAGUUUCAUAUGUGUCCGUUACAAUACAUUGGUCCUAAGGUUAUGACUUCUUUUUUUUUGGACACUUUUUACAACGAAACUAGUUCGAGGUAUUUCAAGACUCCGCAUAUCAAUGUACCUUUAUUCUUAACUGAUUUACUAUGAGCUAACAAUUGAUUACUAUGAGCUAACAAUGUGGAGAAAGACACAUGUGCCUUUCCGGGCAUUAAUUCUUCCCCGGUGGCCAUAGAUCUGUAAGCUAGCUGGAUGGUUGUUCUACGUCCCAAGCGAGGAUCUACCCCACAUCCAUAAGAGGCAACUGAUUUGAAGUCCGCGACUUUAACCACGGAGGCCCCUGACUAUUUUAAUAAUCAACAUGCAAUUUAAAAAAACACAAUUUUACAGCGUAUUCAUUGAUGAAUGUUGUAGUUUAUGUUAUAAAGUUUUCCUUUACAAAAUGGCUUGACAUCUCUGACUUUAUACCUGCCGCUAGAGGUUGAAAUUAGGCAGAGAGCAUAAAACUAAACGAUUAUCUAAGCCUAUGCACCUUUAUAAAUCAGUAUUCGUCUGACUGCUUAAAACUGGAUAGAAGUAAUAAUAAUUAUAAUAAUCAAUAUCGUUAACACGUUAGGAAAUAUGCAAACAAAUAAAUCUUAUUUCAAAUGUGGCCUUAUGAAAUUAAAGAAAGAAAGCAACAACAAUAUAACAUGUACCAUCAAAAAAAAUGUCUAUAAUCGCUGAAACAAACAAAGCAACUUGCAUGCAGUUAACAAUUACUACAUGAUAUAACCGACACAACAGGAAAAGAGAAGCAUUUUGUGAAAUAAAUUCUUUCUACUGAUCUUUAAAAAAGAUAUUGUGUUAAAUAUUAUUAAGAUUAGACUAUUUACGUUGCGAAAAGUUAUAGGUGUAUUAUUCCAAAACCUGUGAUGUUUCAUGUAUCUACUGUAAGAAUUAUGAAAAAUAUUGCAAAAUAUAUCAAGGAGGCGUUAGAAUGGUGGAUUUGUGUAUUAUGUAUACUAUAAAAUAAUAUAAAUUCGUGGGCCUGAAAUUUCGUUUUUUUGUCCAAAUCGGGUAUUUCAUGGGGAUGUAAAUCGUAGAUUUCAUAUUUUAAAUUUAGGUGAAUGGGAAUAUUACUUGUGUACUUGGAUUUAUUUUCUUAAAUUACCUCAAUUAAAGAAAUCCACGUAAUUAGUUCCCCAUGAGAAUAUUAACAAUUUUACAAUAUCCACGUCUGUUGUUGGAAGAAAAAUGUUCGCAUUUAUUAUUAGAUGUUUGUUGAUUGUUUUUUUUAUUUUUUUAUUUAACUGCUUUUAUAAUGUACAGUCAGGCAAUUGUGCUUUAAAUAAUAUUCAAACCGGAUUGUGUUGUAACAUUAUUGAUAUUAUGUGAGGCAAACUUCCACAUUUUGAUACAUUACUUUAGAAGUUAUGUCGGACUUGUUGAUAUUAAUUGAUAUCUUUGCAGCUUAUAGUUCUACCAUGUCGUUGACGAACAACAAAAGCAACAUAUCAUAAAUACAUAUAUACCGAAUGAUUCUGAUGAAUAAACUACCAAAGUUU
This is a messenger RNA of Mercenaria mercenaria, 9986 nucleotides long. Its product is annotated as DENN domain-containing protein 3-like. Gene Ontology annotation, molecular function: protein binding. The record is from RefSeq and is a predicted model, not a curated record. The transcript is spliced from 31 exons. Gene Ontology annotation, biological process: regulation of Rab protein signal transduction. NCBI's taxonomy places the organism in Eukaryota, Metazoa, Mollusca, Bivalvia, Venerida, Veneridae. Gene Ontology annotation, cellular component: cytoplasmic vesicle. The coding region runs from base 279 to 4217 and encodes 1312 amino acids.